Messenger RNA from Chenopodium quinoa (quinoa), 1014 nucleotides. Its product is annotated as hyoscyamine 6-dioxygenase-like. The transcript has 5 exons. Lineage: Eukaryota; Viridiplantae; Streptophyta; Magnoliopsida; Caryophyllales; Amaranthaceae. The record is from RefSeq and is a predicted model, not a curated record. Bases 1 to 1014 code for a protein of 337 amino acids.
AUGGCAAACCUCCUCUCAGAUUGCAUUACUGCGAAUGGAAAAACUGUGGAAAACUAUGUGUUUCCUCCUGAAAGAAGACCACCUAUUUCUGGAAAAGCUGAUGUUCCCAUCAUUGAUCUUCAAGAAGAGAAUGCAUCGAAGCAUAUUAUGAAGGCUAUCCAAGAGUUUGGUUUAUUUCAGGUGAUAAAUCAUGGGGUUUCAAAAGACUUGAUUGAUGAAGCAUUGAAAGUGUUCAAAGAAGUAUUUGAGUUGCCACCAGAAGAAAAAUCAAAAAUAAACAUGGAGGAGGACUUAAAUCAGUUUUGCAGAAUAUACUCAAGCAGCUACAACUUUAACACCGAAAAGUUUCACUAUUGGAGGGAUGUUUUGAAGCACCAUUGUAGUCCUUUGGAGGAAUGCAUUAAGUUUUGGCCUCAAAAUCCUGAAAAUUACAAGGAGAUUGUAGGAGCAUAUGUUACAGAAUUGAAGGAUCUAGGUGCAAGGAUUUUAGAGUGCAUAUCAGAGGGAAUUGGGCUAGAAAAAGGGUACUUUGCAAGUGAGCUAAGCGCUGAUAAUAUCUUGACUGUUAAUCAUUACCCACCAUGCUCUAAUCCAAGUUUAACUCUUGGAUUAACUAAGCAUUCGGAUCCCAACCUUAUAACCAUUCUUCAAGCUGUGCCUCUUCACGUUCCCGGCCUUGAACUUUUCAAGGAUGGCCAAUGGUUGAGUGUUGAUACCGUCCCUGAUGCAUUUGUUAUCUUUGUUGGCAAUCAACUCGAGGUUGUAAGCAAUGGAGGGAUGAAAGCUGCAGUGCACAGAGUGAGCAAUGCCACUGAGGCGCGAACCAGUGCUGCCUUCUUCAUUAAUCCAUCAUAUGAAUGCAUGGUGGAGCCAGCGAAGGAGCUUGUUCAAGCAGAAAUCAAUCCUCCUCUCUUUAAAGCAUUUAAGUAUAGAGAUUUCUUUAAGGUUUACACAGGUCAUGAUGGGGAGAGACAUGCUAUACUUGAAGACUUUGGUUUUAUGAUUAAACCUUAA